AUGUCCCACUCCGCGAAGGAAAAUGACCACCAAGAGAGAAGCCGAAGAACAUACCUCCGAGGCAAGAUCCUCCAUGAACAUCUGGAACAAGUCGCAAGAAGGCACUCAGGCCCGGAUGCACAGAGACUUGUGGACGGACUCACCUACGCGUCUGCCAUCUCGCUACUCGAUCAGACACCGCAGCAUUGUACCACUGUCCUAGCAAAUCCAGAGUCCGUAGAGGCAACUGAGAAUGAUGAAGAUGUCGAAAGAUGUGUCUCCGGAGGCCUGUCGGAAACCGACCUGAAGCGCUUCGGUUCUCCGUCGACUCUGAUGACAUCGCAAAUCCAGAAACAACUAUUGGUUGAGCUGAAACGGACGUUACUGACCGUGGUAGAGUUCUGGUCAGACGAAGAAGAUGCAACAGAGGAAGAACGCCUCCAAAGUGCAUUCGAGCUUCCGGAAAACAUUCGCCUGCAGAAAGAACGAAUAGUCCAACAAAGGGCGGAACUGAAAGAGCACUAUGUUCGCACGCAAAAUCUGGUGAACGACAUCAACGAGAUUCACCCGCGCUUAGAAGAGGUCUUGAUCAAUGCUCUGACGACACUUCCUCCCAUCUUGAAUGCUUCUCGCGUCGCAAAAGCAGAUGUGCUCUCCAUGACGAUCGAGACAUGCCUCCUCAGGCUCUCGCUCAUCCGUGCACGCGCUCACACGGCGCUCUAUGGUCGCACGUCUUCGAAAAACCCUGAUGCGACCAUGAGUCGUGCACUAGUCGUAGCGCAUGGAAAAUUGGCUGCGAAACAGCACACACAGAGGGAGGAAGAACGCGUGCUGGACAGGCAGAUCGAGGAGUACGAGCGGCUGCUGAGCCUCGUGGAUGGGCGCGACGGCGGCUUCGCGCAAGUUGUGAAGGACAGGGCGAGGGUGAGGAGCGAGACGCAGGAGUGCAAACGGGAUCUGCGCAGACUUGGUUGGACGGGUGACUAG
Molecule: messenger RNA, 966 nt
Organism: Sparassis crispa
Lineage: Eukaryota; Fungi; Basidiomycota; Agaricomycetes; Polyporales; Sparassidaceae
Exons: 4
Coding region: 1-966 (321 amino acids)
Source: RefSeq, a predicted model, not a curated record